Messenger RNA from Pelagomonas calceolata, 1780 nucleotides. Lineage: Eukaryota; Pelagophyceae; Pelagomonadales; Pelagomonadaceae. The record is from the annotation of a GenBank genome assembly.
CCCAGCACGAAGCAUACUAAUUGUCGAAAGGGGCCAAGCGGAACCCAUGGACCUGUCAAGGGCCUGGCGCGGCAGUGAACGACAAACCCGACUUCUCAAAGCUCGCGCCAUCUCCGCCGCGCUCUCCUUUGUAGCCCACUUAACGCGCGGCCCAGCACCUCAAGUGCGCAGCCAGUGCCUCACCCUAGUCGCUCGCGCUGCACGGCUCGCCGCCGCGCGCUAGAGACGUCUGGAGAGCAAAUCCAGCAGCACAGAGCCCCCCACAGCACGCGACGGCGGCGCCCACCUGACCACACGAUUCGUACGCAGGCGCAAGGAUGGCCGAGAACGUGCUAGGCGCCCUCGCGGACCUCCAGGAGGAAAGCAAGCCCGAGCCGAAGGAAGGAACUAACGAAGCCGUCAGCUCGGUCAUCAAAGUGGAGACGCCCAACGCCACGUCGGUCUUGUUUUGCGGUAGCGCGGACUUCGCCGCCGCGGCCAAGGGCGCGAGCGGCAAGGCCCAACAGAAAAAAGACGGCGCGAACGGUGAGGAGUUCCGCGCGCCGGUGAUUAUCGCCUCGUUGAACGACAAGAAGGUGCGGUAUUUGAGCGUGGGGCCGUCGGCGGGCCAUAUCGUCGCAUUAACCGGAGAAGGGACUUAUGCAUGGGGUUUGAACGGCAACGGGCAGCUCGGGCUGGGCGCCAAAGGUGGCUACGUCCACCCCGGGCCCGUGCGGGCGAAGCUGUGGGACGUGGACGGCGACACGCCCAUUGCCGUGGCGGCCGGCAACCGGCACACGCUCGUGUUGUACGCGUCCGGUACGAUACUAUCUUGCGGCGCCGGCGAGCGCGCGCAGCUCGGUUUAGGUCAUAAGGGCGCCGCUUUGAACGAUCAAAACAAGCCCCAGAAAGUACCGAUCGAAGCCAAAGUAGCCUGCAUCGCCGCGGGCCACGACUACUCCCUAUGCGCUGAUGAAGGUGGUGCUUUAUACUCGUGGGGCUGGUCCGAGUACGGUAAAUUGGGCACGGGCACGGACGGGUCCUACAACACGCGGGACUCGUCCAUCAAGAUCACGUAUACGGCCACGGAUAUCUCCAAAAUACCCAUGGAAGGUAAAAUUAUACAAGUCUCGGCGGGCAAGCACCACGCUGCUUGUCUGACGGACGAAGGUUUGGGAUAUACCUGGGGCGACAAUGGGUAUGGCAAGCUCGGGCACCGGGACCAGAAGCAGCGGAACGCACCUACACGCGUCCAGGGCGCGAGGUUCUCCACGCUCUUAUGUGGCGACGUCUCGACCGCAGGAUUAGGCUGGCCCGAGUAUCAAGGAAGACCCUUCUCCAAACAGAGUGGAGAUGGAUUGGUCUGGGUCUGGGGCGUCCUCAAAGGGUCGAACGGCGAGGGCGCGACGCACCCCGUGCCGAAUUAUGAUGUGCAGGGCUGGGCCAUCGACAAAUCUAACUUCGCGCUGGGCGGCACGCACUGCGCGCUGAGUGGCGAGGGCGCCGGCGUGGCCUGGGCCUUUUCGCCCGUCGCGUUCGGCCAACUGGGAUUUGGCCCCAACGGCGUCAAGUCGUCGCACACGGCGAACAAGAUGGACGUGGGGGAGGGCCUGGUGGCGCGGCAGGUUGUGGCCAGCGUGGGCCAGACGCAUUUACUGGUCGAUUCCGAGACGGCCAAGGGCGUGGAGACGUGGGAGCCGCCCACGGAACCAUUGCCUGCGCCGGCGACGAAGCCGCGCGGGCCGCCGCCCAAGAAGAAGGCCCGCUCGUAGAUGUCCCGCCUAAGGAGGACUGUGGCCUG